Molecule: messenger RNA, 3481 nt
Organism: Diatraea saccharalis (sugarcane borer)
Lineage: Eukaryota; Metazoa; Arthropoda; Insecta; Lepidoptera; Crambidae
Source: the annotation of a GenBank genome assembly
UUUCUUUAUUCUUUACAAAAUGGCUGAACUGUAAAUACGUAUUUUUCUGCAAUUUUCGCUACAAUGGAGAUCAACAACGUUCAAAGUUUCGUAAACAAAUUUACAAGUAAUUCGGUGUUUUUGGAAGACAGUGUUAGUUGUAACACAGUGGAUAACGCGCGGAGAAGAGUAGAAGUUUCUGGCGUGUGGUUUUCCCAGGAUUUGUUGGCUUUGAAGUGUUCUUUAAAGUGGUGUGGACAGGUGUACAAGCCCUUUCCUGAUCAUUAUCCUCAUAAUAUUAGCGACUUCACAAUGUGUACGUGAGUGAAAAUGGCCUAGCAUCCUCAUAGACUUAACAUAAAUAGUGUGAGUGUGUGUGUGUGUGUGUGAUACAUUCUGGAGGGAAAGAUUGGCGCACUAAGCAUUAUAUCAACAUGUUUGACCCUCAAGGAUAUAACAUAGAAAAUUACUUCACUGAUACGCAUAAAAAAAAAGCGAAGAACUUAUAUGGCGACGAUCUUUUGAAAAACCUGCAUUUACUUUCCGACCCUUUAAAAAAGAAUUUGGCUGACAACAUCGUGGUAACUGAAGAGAAAAAACAGAAUAUUAGAGACAAGAUGUUGUUAAACACGAACAUGGAACCGGCAAAAAUGGACAAGAGUACCAACCACAAUCAUACACCAACAUUUGCUGGCAUUACCAAUUUUUUCUCAGGAGUUUUGGGCGUAAUAUCUGGCGCUAUUGCUAACUGGCGGCCAAAAUCGCCCGUCCAGUACUACGAUUGUUUUGACGACGUCAGCCUACAGGGGUCGCCACUGUCUUGGCACAGUUCCAAUGAUGAGGUUCAAAAUAAAUCAGUGCAGGAUAUCCAUUCAAUUUCAAAAUCAGACAUGAAUAUCGACUGUAAGACAGCAGCGGCGCAAUGCGAAGAUAAAUUGAAUAAGGUAAGGUUGUUAUUGUCAAGUAAACCAGUUGAAAAACCUAAAUUUCGACAAAGACGACUUAAAAAGGCAUUCGUAGAAGCGGGCUCAGUAGACGAGUGUUUUGAAGAUGCAUUCACACCAGAAGAUUUUAUUAGAAUUUCCAAUAGCACAUACAUUGAGUAUCAUGGUCCAUAUAAAAUUGAGAAUCAGAAUUUAUUGCAUACAGCAGCUCCAAAGAUAAAAAUAGAAAAAGUUGUUUAUGAGAACACAGAUAUAAUAAAAACAUUGCCAGAAUUUCCUAUUAAGUGUAAGGAAACUAUCAAUGAAACCAACGACAUACCAGUAAAGCAAACCACAGAAAUAAAAACAAUGGAGGAUAUCAGAAUUGAUGAUAAUAUAGAAGAUGUACCAAGCAAACCAGAAGUGGUUUCAUCAUGUGAAGAUAAAUUGUCGAAACUGAAAGCAUUACUCCAAGAAAAAUGUAAGAAGAAGACAAUGAAUAAUCACUCAUCUAAUGUCAAUAGCAAAGUAACAAUGCAAAGUAACGAUAAACAUGUAAAGCCUUUAAAACCAAACAUGAAAGUAAAGGAUAAGUGCUUUAAAAAUCCUUGCCGCACAACCAAUAAACGUAAGGAAUGUAACCUCAAAAAGAGUAUACAAGAUGAUCUAUUAUUUGCUCAGGAGAUGAAUAGUGAAAAUUUGUCAAACAUUGGGAAUUCUCCAUCGGUAAAUUCUUUGGAUAGACUGUCUGAUACCUCUGAUUCAUUUAUAAAAACUACAGAUGUGUCUAAUGAUACAGAUAAUUAUUUUGAUGAAGUCAGAGGUCGUUUUCGUUCAACAUCAACAACUGAAAGUGAAGACUCAUUCCAAAUUGUUUUCAGCGACAGUCCAAAAGACACAAGAGUAAGGAAGAUGUCAGAUUGUGACUCUGAAGACUCUUUUAUUGUGUUUGAAGAAUCACCAGACAGUUGUUAUACUUCAAAUGAUGUAUUUGGCGAUUCUGAUGAGUCCGACACUGAAUAUACAGAAAUAGAGGCCAAUUUGAGUGACACUGAAGACGUGCAAGUGACAAAACUUACCCAUACACUAUCAAGAACAAUGAGUGAUUUGACAGAUGGCAGUCUUUAUGAUGAAAACUCUUUAGAUGAAGUGGAUUGUGCAGUGCAGAGUGUGUAUGAUGAGAUUCCGAUCCAGGAAAUAAAAGACUUGACUGUUAAAGCAUCUGCAACAGACAAUACAGUGAAAUCUACAGGACUUCUCUUAAAUGAAGACAGGAAGAAGCAAAAACAGAAACUUCCAUCAAAGACUGUACGCUUUUCCACCGACCCUCCCAAAGUGCACGUGAUGCGAGUGUGGGCAUUCGCGGCUCGACAAGCGAGAGCCGGUCAUUGGGAACGCUGUGCAUUAGACAGAGACAGAUUCAAGCGGAGAAUCGCAGACGUAGAUAUGGCUGUAUCUUGGGUAUUGCACCCUAGACAUCGAGCAAGAAUCAUGUUUCAACGGUUCAUGCCUUGGUGGAACGCUCUGAAAAGAAAGGAAUUAGCAGAUAAGAAAGCUAGAGAAGACGAAGAAAGAAUGAAAAAGGAAGAACAGCAAAAGAGUGAGGCGGAUACUUUAAAACGAGAAGAAAACUUGGUUACAAAUAACGAUUCAGUUAGUGAUAAUAUUGUUCAAGUUGAUGAUACAGAGCAGAAACAUAUAAAUGAUAGUAACGGUAAUGAAAUAUCUAACAAUGACACUAGAGUUAUUAGUGAUGUUGCAAACGAAAUCGAAAAUAACGAUAAAGACAAAGACAAAAUGAACAUUCUCAAAUGUAACGGUUUUGUUAACAAAACGGAGAUGGACGAUAAAUCUUUGUUGAAUGAUAAUUCAUUAAAAAUUGUUCGCGUUAAUGACCAACAAACUGACUUUACGUCUAUAUUGAAAAGCGAGGCGCUGUCUAAUACUUGACAACACUUGAUAUAAAUAUGAUAAAAAUCUCUGUGAUUGUAUACUUAGAUUCUGGUCUCCAUGUGUAGGUUAUUGUGGAUACAUCAUCAAAAUCAUUUGUGAGUCUUUUGGAAAAUAAACUGCAGUAAUUUAUUGUAACUGCUUUAGUCAUUACAUCUGUUAUUUUCUCAAUUAAAACAAAAUACAUCACAAUAAAUUCACAAUGAUCAGAAUCUUCCACUGAUUUCACAAAUUAUAGACUGUUACCAACUAAUUACCAUAGUUAUUUUAUUUAAUAAGCAGUUGUAUAACAUUCCUUUCUUUGGAAAAUAUCACUUAUUAACUUGCAAAUAAAAUAAAACGCAAAAAAUUAUAUUAGAAAAAUCCGGAAUCUUACGCUUUUGAAAGUGUUAAAUUAAUAUUAAUGGUGUUUUUCCUUCUUAAUUGGUUGAAAACAGUCUUUCACUUCUCCUAAAGGCACACACAACUCUUGUUUCAUCCUUAAAAUGACAGAGUGGCUCUAAAACAAACAUGAGUAAUAAAAACGGUAACGAUUUCUAUGAACUUGAAACUAUUAGAAAGCUGAUAAUGUAUCUUGCGAAGGAUUUACCAGAGAGCAGACAACUUAUAGAUAUCAAACUUGCAACAAC